Messenger RNA from Vespula vulgaris, 1915 nucleotides. It is a transcript of the gene Sbds, whose product is annotated as ribosome maturation protein SBDS. The transcript is spliced from 2 exons. The coding region runs from base 473 to 1231 and encodes 252 amino acids. Gene Ontology annotation, biological process: ribosome biogenesis; cytosolic ribosome assembly. NCBI's taxonomy places the organism in Eukaryota, Metazoa, Arthropoda, Insecta, Hymenoptera, Vespidae. The record is from RefSeq and is a predicted model, not a curated record.
CUCCUUAAUCGUUAGUUGUAAUCAUCGUACUUAUCAUUGUUCGCCAUCGUAUACAUCGUGCAAAUAAUGUACGUAUUUAACCUCGAUAUACAAACGUUAUAUAUAAACAAGAAACAAAAAUUUUCUUUAUUGUAUUAAAAGCGAAUAACAUCAACACAGUCUGAAGAUACCUGUGUAUUUACGCGCGCUUUAACGCACAUGCUAUCCCCUAUGGGAUGCGUACCAACUAGCUACAAUACUAUAUUCGAAUCUCGUUACAAAUCGAUACAUCGAAAGUCGACAUUUCCAACAAUACCGGUAUAAGACGUAUUUAUCGCAUUUUUCGUGCUUGUUGUCAGUGCAGAGACGUAUAUACGUGAUAAAUAUAAGUAUUUCUUCGUUUUUAAUGUUAUAAUUUUAAUAUUAGUAUAUAAUUUUGUAACACGAUAUUGCUUCUAUUAAAUAUUCAGAGUUCAUAUCGCGACGUUAAAAAAUGUCUAAGAUAUUCACGCCAACGAACCAAAUAAGAUUGACAAAUGUUGCGAUUGUACGAAUGAAAAAAACUGGUAAAAGAUUCGAAAUAGCAUGUUACAAAAACAAAGUCGUUUCAUGGAGAAACAAACUAGAAAAAGAUAUAGACGAAGUGCUUCAAACUCACACGGUUUUUACAAACGUAUCUAAAGGUCAAGUAGCCAAAAAGGAAGACCUUAUAAAAUCAUUUGGUACAGACGAUCAGACAGAAAUUUGCAAAGAAAUUCUUGCAAAAGGUGAACUCCAAGUUUCUGACAAAGAAAGACAUCUAGCUUUAGAUUCCAUGUUCAAAGAUAUUGCUACUACGGUUGCUGAUAAGUGUGUAAAUCCUGAAUCAAAAAGACCAUAUCCAGUAUCAAUGAUAGAAAAGGCUAUGAAAGAUGUACAUUUUUCGGUUAAACCAAAUAGAAAUGCAAAACAGCAAGCUUUGGAUGUUAUUCCACAACUUAAAGCUGUUAUGCCAUUAGAACGAGCACAGAUGAGACUAAAAGUUACAAUAUCUGGAAAAGAAGCAAGAAAAUUAAGAGAAAAAAUUAUUAAAUUGGCGACAAAAGUAGAAAGCGAAAAUUGGGACAAUGGAACAUUAGAUUUAAUCUGUCUAAUAGAUCCUGGCCAAUUCAGAGAAAUAGAUGAACUAGUAAGAUCUGAAACAAAACGUACUGGAUUAUUAGAAUUGCUGAAUUUAAAAGAAAUUGCAGAAGGAGAUGAAGUGUUAGAAUAAAUUAUAAAAAAAAGUAAAGAUACCUUUAAUUAUAUAAAAUGUAUCUUGUUUUAAGUUGUUAAAAAAAUAGUGCACAGAAAUGUUAUAUCUUGUACUGUACAAGUUUUGGUGCUAUAAGAUUUAAAAGAUAAAUGUAUUAUUUAAUUUUGCACUAUUGUAAUGUAAACAUUCAUAAAACUUUUUAUGUAUUUAUUAGGUUACUCAGCUAAGAAAAUUAAUUACAAUUAAAUAUACAAAUAAUUUUUAUUAAUAAUCUAAACAUCUACUUGAAACAUAGAUGUUCUAUAUAUAUAUACAUAAGAAGUUAUUAAGAUUUUUUAUUUUAUUUUAAUAAACAUCAUUUCGUGUGUGUACAUAAUCGAGAUACAAGAUAAAUUAUUUAAUAAUGAAAUUCAAUACUCUUCUCUUUCUCCACACACAUACACACAUACAGAUGCACAUACAUACACACACCCACACAUGUUAACUCACACAAAAUUCCUACUUCAUUAUUUAACUCAUUCGUGAUACAAUUUGCAUAAAUUUUUUUGUCAAAAAUCCUACUCUCUUGGGAGUUGCAUCUAACUAUAAGAUUAUCCGAAAUGAUGCAUCCUUGUAUAAUUUUCUAUCUAUCUUGUUUAGAUUUGUAUUUCCUAUAAAAAUGCUUUAAUAAUUUCACAACAAAUAAUACACUUCUAUGGAAUA